Molecule: messenger RNA, 3230 nt
Organism: Nothobranchius furzeri (turquoise killifish)
Lineage: Eukaryota; Metazoa; Chordata; Actinopteri; Cyprinodontiformes; Nothobranchiidae
Source: RefSeq, a predicted model, not a curated record
UCAGUAGUUGCUGGCAUGGCGCUCCCCGACUCCUGUGCGACGAACAAAAUCUUGGUAGUGUGAUCCAAUCACGAGGCCUCCUGCUACCAAGAUUCUACCAAGAAUUAGUAGAGACGGCCAAUCACGACGCGCCCUGCUACCAAGAUUUGCCUGAGCUACAGGGUCGUUGGCCAACCACAAAGAGCCCACCUCCAGCUACAAUGGACGAAUCACAGUGGAGGAGUGCCGGUCAGAGACUCAGGUAAACAGUUGUUUAUUACAGUAUCAUUGUGGGGGAUCGUUCUCAGACAGUGGAGAGGGACAUCAAACUUUUCGUUUCGCCAUCGCCAUUUUGAUUUUUUAUAAACUCAGAGCUAGCUUGUGGUAAGUUUCGUACUUGUCCCGUUGUGAAAAGUUUUAAAUUACAACUGUAUUAGCUUUCUUACCACCCGGGAAAACGUAACGUUAUUUUAUUUAAUCUUUUUUUCUUUCUUUCUUUCUUCUCCUUAGUCAUCGUGCUUAGUAUAGCAUCUUGCCAACGGACUACAGUUUAAAAUGAACCUGCUGGCUAACACUGGCACAUUUACAGAAUUUUUUAUUAAUGUGCACGGUCCUUAAAUAAAUAAAUGAAAUGAAAUAAAAUAAAAUAAAUCGCUAUACUUAUACCGAGUUUAAGUAUAACCUUAUUACUCGUUUUGUUCAUGAAUGAAUGAAUGAAUGAACUCAUUUUUGUCAUUAUUCAUUGUUUGUAGAAUAUUGAACAUUAGUAAAAGUACUUUUCACAGUCGAUGCAACUGAAAAGUGUGUGUGUGUGUGUGUGUGUGUGUUUGUGUGUGUGUGGGUGUGUGUGGGUGUGUGUGUGUGUGUGUGUGUGUGUGUGUGUGUGUGUGUGUGUGCGCGUGCGUGUGUGUGUGCGUGCACAUGUGUAUGGUUGUGAAAGAGUCAAAGAUGACAGAGUUUUAGAGACCUGAUUUGAGAUUUAUCUCUGUAAAUGCUUGCCUAAAAUCAUAGCAUCCUUUUUUUAAUGUGUUUAUUUCCAUGAUUAUGGAAUUAAAAUGUUUCAUUGAUCUGAUUUUAAUAUUGUCUUUCUUUUUCUCAAGUAUGGUGGAAAAAUGGACCCUAAAUUUAGGAAGAGAGUGGAUGGCAGCACUAACUUGGUUGACUCACAAGCUGCAAUGGAAGUCAAGAAGGAGAGGAGGCCAUGGUUUAGAGCUUCAUCCCCAGAAAAGGUGAUGGAGUCUGCAGAGAAGUCUGUCCUCCGUGUUGGUGGAGACAAAAGCAACCCCAUCCAUGUUCUCAGCCAGUGUGAACUACAGUUUGGGAUUUUCCGUGGACAGACAUUCAAGUGGGUUGCCGAAAAUGCCCUGGGCUAUGCAGGUUAUCUGGUUGCAUCCAUGUCAAGGGAAGACUUUGAGAAGAAGGAUUCCAGAAAUCAUUCCGAAAACAAAAAGGCUUUCCGGAAAUACAUUGAACAUUUUCCUGAAGGUCGCUUUGCCAUUCGAGUUAAAUCAGCCAGCCUUACAGAAUCUUCUGGUACUGCUAGCUUGCUAACAAGUGAUCAGCCAGCAUCCACAUCUUCCACCUCCAGCGCUGCAUCUACCAGGACUCUGUCCUCCCACCCUGCAUCUCUCAGUACACCAUCCACCAGCACCUCAGCCAGCAGCACAGUGUCACAAGGCACAUCUUCUGGGAGCGGCCUUUCAAGAGCUCAGAGCUCAUCCUUGCUUUCACUGUUGAACAGGAAAACAUGUACACCACGGACCUUGCAGACCACAGUGAAGAAUCUGAUUUCUCCCAAAAAGAUUCCUACUAUUGUUCCAGAUGUGACCUGUGCUGUGUCAAGUGAUGUGCCCGACGGUGAGAUGGUUGCUGCAGCAGAACAGAUGGAGUCAGAAAUGACACAGAGGAAAGUCUGUCUUCCUGCCAAAUGGAUUCCAGCGCUGCCUGUGGAAGAUCAGCAGUGGAUUUCAAAAGCACUCUUCAAGUGGUCCAGGAAUGGACAACCAGAGCUCAACCUCCUGAAGCUGGAUAAACUGUGGUGGCACCCUCCUGACCCACCACUUGUUCCCCACGGCCUGCCAGCAACAGAGAGGUACUUUGGCCACUCCCUGUUUCUUUGGAUGCCCAGAAAACUUUGGCGGGUGAGACUGGUUUGUCCACAUCCUGAUUGUGGCAAAGAAGAGCUGACCUCUGCAGGACUGCAUCAAAGAGUUCGGCAAGUUGUCAGCAUGACCACAUCAUAUUUUAUUGCUGCAGAGUACCUGGCAUGCAAGGGCUGCAAACGGAAAGUCAUCAGCUGGAGCAAAGACAUUGUGUCUCAGCUAGAUGUAGGACAUCAGAUCCAGUUUCCCUGUCUUCUCACAUCCAAACUUGGAUGUGACAUGGGAGUGGUCCGCCAGAUGAGACAGAGGGGCCUUGGAAACAGCAGCAGCCAACUUCAAAAACAGCUGGAGGAGCAGCAUGCAGAGACAUGGCUUCAGAAGUCCAUUCUUUUCAUGUCUCACCAGAGAGGCUUUGCCAGAGCUGCAUCCACAGGUUUGGUUGAGCCUCUGAAUUUCGGAGAACUGCCAACGCUGUUGACUGUUCCAAAACACCGCUGGCUGAUGCAAGUCUACGCGCAGGAUGUGCUGAGCAGGUUAGACGAAAUCAAGGCUUCCAUCACGUCAACCUUUGGGCGUGUCCUGAAAAUAGACUCCACUAAAAAAAUUGUCAGGAAGCUGGCAGGACACAGCCGUGGAACGGCAGCAUGGGCCACAAACAUGGGGAACGAGCACGGCCAGAUCAUCAUGUCUGUACUCACAGUGAGCGAAGGUCAUGGGUUAGGCAAAAUGGUUGAGGGAGUCAUUAAGCGCUACCACGAUGCAGGAGUGUCGCCUCCAGAAGUGCUGUAUGUCGACCGGGACUGCUGUGGGUCUUCUCAUCUCCACAAAAUGAUCAGGGCGUGGCAAAACACCAGCAUUUGCUUGGACAUUUGGCACUUCAUGAGGAGGAUUGCAGUGGGCUGCACCACCGACUCUCAUCCACUUUAUGCCGGCUUCAUGAACAAACUGAGCCACUGCAUUUUCAUGUGGGAUGACCGUGACCUGCAAGCUCUAAAGGAAGCCAAGCGAGCUGAACUGGAGGCCAAGUUGUUGCACCCCACAGAUGCUGAUCUGCUGCGAAACAUCAGCAGAGCUGAGAUGGCACGUCACUGCAAAAGGACAACCAGAAGCAGCUCAGAGAUGGAGACCUUGAUAUCUGGAUCUGAUUGA